CCACAAAGCAUACUCGCAACAAUCAGUUGAAAUUACCGAGCUUUUAGAUGCCAGAGAAGCAAGUGCAUCCGCCACCUUCACAAUGUCUAACUCGCAAUUUCAGCCCAUUAUCGAAGAUGGAGAAGAUGUGUCAUUCUUUACUUGGCUGAAUUACAAGUUACCUGGGAUACAACUAACGAAACGAGUGGUUCUGAUCGCGGGCUCAGCUCUACUCGUAUUUAUCCUCAUGGUUCUCGUUGGUGUUUUGAGCACUGGUUCAACUGCAAAGUCGUCUGGAACCCAAUCAUGGAUGAGUUCCAACUCAAUCACACCAACAUCUCCCUCGUUGGCAUCAACUACAACCGUGAGUCCAUCCGUUAUUACGACCACUAUUGGUCUCAUCAGUUCAACAGCAACGAAAACAACAACAACAACAACAACAACAAAUGCAAAUACCAUCACUACUACCGCAAUCACGACACAGACAAGCACUAUGCCAACUACAGGAACAACAACAGCCACAUUGGUUCCAAAUCAGCAGGGCCUUCCGACCAUUCUUGGUGUGGCAAUAAAACCAAGAUCUGCAACAAUGGCUAAAGAUGAGUAUGAUUUCUUUGUGGCUUCAUCGGACAAUGUGACCGUGAUCGAUACAAGUUUGGGCUCAGUGAAAGCCAUGGUUUACGAUGAGAGUGAAGAAUGCAUGUUCGGUGUUAUUCAUUUAGACGGGGAUUCGAAAAUUGUGAAACGCUGCCAAGCCGCCAAUUGGACUAUGGAAAUAUUGAUCAACCACACAAACAUCUUAGUGGAGAAUCUGGCCUUGGACUACGUUGGGAAACACUUGAUUUGGAUCAAGAAUGCCCACCAUUCUCUGGAAUACUCGGACUAUAAUGGUACAUUUAGAGGAGAGGUGCCGAUUGACAUGAUCCAUGAUCCCUUAAGCCUUCGAUGUGAUCCUGAAGAAGGAUACAUAUUUGUCCACACGCUUUUUCCCCCUGCCAUCCAUCGAGUAACGAUGACUGGAGGGAAACACCUGAUGGUAUAUGACAAGAUCUAUCCUCAGGCAAAAGGUUUCACAUUGGACAUUCGACGUAAAGAGGUGUACUUGAUGGCCAGAUUUCAACUCAUCAAAACCGAUUAUCAUGGACGUAGGUCGCAGAGAGUGGCAAUCCUUGAUCGUUCUUCAUUCGCACUCUUGCACAUCCACUCCAUGGAAAUAUCCGAGUCCUGGAUCAUGUGGACAAGUGUUACAAUGAAUAAUAUUGCUAUGAUCUCGUUAACCCGAGAAUCGGAUACUCUCCCCCCAUUGCCCAAACCUCAAAAUCUGGGUAUUCCCAUGACAACGAGUGUGAAAUAUUUCAGUAUCUUGACCAGAAAUCAGCAAAAAUCCACGGGCGUGAAUAAUCCAUGCUCGAACUCUAUGUCCUGUGGUCAAAAUAUGUGCCUAGGAGAUGGGCCAGAGCAAUAUUCUUGCUUUGAACUAAGCCCUGAGAUCGCAACGGAAACAGUAUUGCCGAUGAGUUGCACGAGCAUGCAAUUUCAAUGCGCCAAUAACCAUUGUUUGCCAUUGGCAUGGACUUGUAAUGGGGAAGCCGAUUGUCUGGAUGGCUCUGACGAAUCCGAAGAUUUAUGCAACGACAACAGAAGAUGCCCAAAUGAUGAAAAUGGCGCUCAAUUUCAAUGUGUUGGAGCCCCUCCUUCGUGCAUCCCUCUACUCUGGCGUUGUGAUAAUGAGGAAGACUGUUCUGAUGGAUCCGACGAGAAAUCGUGCUAAGAAGGUGGAACAGAACUUACGACGGGUUGCCGCGAGAUUCUGGACAAUAAGUGGAAGAUAUCUAAGCAGACAUAAAAAAGGAAA
Tigriopus californicus is the source of this 1834-nucleotide messenger RNA. RefSeq names its product prolow-density lipoprotein receptor-related protein 1-like. Gene Ontology annotation, molecular function: protein binding. The record is from RefSeq and is a predicted model, not a curated record. The coding region runs from base 83 to 1750 and encodes 555 amino acids. NCBI's taxonomy places the organism in Eukaryota, Metazoa, Arthropoda, Copepoda, Harpacticoida, Harpacticidae. The transcript has 4 exons.